AUGUCAUCGUCGUUCACCGCUGGCGAGCCGUCGAUGUCCGCCUCCACCAUCGUUGCCGACACGGCAAGGGGCUGCCACAUCCUCAAGAUCGACGGCUAUUCGAGCACCAAGGUGAACCCCAAUGGCGAGGCCAUCAAAUCCGGCCAGUUCACCGUGGGCGGCUACCGCUGGCGCAUCACGUACUACCCCAACGGCCGUACCCCCGACUCGGCGGACUACAUAUCCCUUUACCUGGAACUCGACGAGACGGACACCAAGUCCAUCAAGGCAAAGUUCCAGAUCCGUUUCGCCAGCCUCGUUACCAGGCAGCCGUCGCUGAAAUCGGCAGCUGCGCACACCAUGACGACAGACAACGGGCGUGGAUACCCGAAGUUCGUCAAGAGGGAGGACCUGGAGAAAUCGGAGCACCUCAAGGACGACGCCUUCACGGUCAGGUGCGACAUCGUCGUCUUCAACGACUUCCGCACCGAGGCGACGCCCGUCGCCAACCAGUUCGUCACCGUGCCGCAGUCCGACCUGAAGCAGCACCUCGGUGACCUCCUCAAGGGCGAGAAGGGCGCGGACGUCGUGUUCAGCGUCGGCGGCGAGACCUUCGCCGCGCACCGGUGCGUGCUCGCUGCCCGGUCCCCGGUCUUCAGCGCGGAGCUUCUCGGCGCGAUGAAGGAGGGCGGCAGCGGGAGCGUCGUGCGCGUAGACGACAUGGAGGCGCAGGUGUUCAAGGCGCUGCUCUGCUUCGUGUACACGGACUCCUUGCCGGAGACAGAGGAUGAAGGCGCUGCCAUGUUCCAGCAUCUACUUGUUGCGGCCGACAGGUACAACAUGGAGAGGCUGAGGCUGAUUUGCGAAGAAAAGCUUUGCAACCAUAUUGAUGUGCACACGGUGGCCACCAUUCUUGUGCUGGCCGAGCAGCACCGCUGCGACGGGCUCAAGAGAGCAUGCUUCGCUUUUCUCAGCUCCCCGGUGCAUCUCAUGGCAGUCGUGAUCACCGCCGGUUUCGUGCAUCUAAAAAUUAGCUGCCCCGCCGUUGCAAUGGAGCUCAUUGCUAGAUGCUUGGCACCUUUGGGGACCUCCGUUACACUUCGUAUGGCAGCACCCAACGGGACCAAGCGGGCUCGGGUUGAUGAAACAGGGGAACUGCUACGGCGUGCUUCUUAG
Lolium rigidum is the source of this 1155-nucleotide messenger RNA. RefSeq names its product BTB/POZ and MATH domain-containing protein 2-like. The transcript has a single exon. The record is from RefSeq and is a predicted model, not a curated record. Bases 1 to 1155 code for a protein of 384 amino acids. NCBI's taxonomy places the organism in Eukaryota, Viridiplantae, Streptophyta, Magnoliopsida, Poales, Poaceae. Gene Ontology annotation, molecular function: protein binding. Gene Ontology annotation, biological process: protein ubiquitination.